UGGACCAAAAUCGAAUGUUGUCUCGGUAAAAGUGCGCGCGCAAUACCCGCCCCACACCGCACCGUUCCGGACGUCCAUUGAUGAUCUUUUUAAUCUUAAUGAUAUGAACUGUAACUAUACCUGAUUUUUUUAUAUAUAUGUACCGUUUAAUCUGCAAGAAACAACUAAUUAUUUAAGAUUUUUUAAUAUAAAGAAUUUAAACCGAAAUUGAUGCCGGUAUCAUGUGUUCAUGAUGAGAUGGAGGGCGCUGGCCGGUGGCGGCGUAUCGUUCGCUAGAUUUGGGCGUCGCUGCGUCUCGGCUUUCGGCGGGCGGCUGGUGCGCGGCGGCGCGACCGUGCGCACUCAGUGCCGCCACGCACGCUUGGAUCGCGACCCAGUCUGCUCUGACGUUUAGCCAAGCCGUGUCGUCUGACACCCCGCUCACCCGCUGUAUCAUCGCACAUUAUAUUCUGCGCAUUUAGAUAUAUAAAUUAAAUUGAAAACAGUAAAAUCGCCUCGGUAGACGUUAGCUAGAGAAAACCGCAGGCAGCGCGAAGCUGUCCGGCGAUCGGUUUCGAUAGUAGGUGUGCGGGCGUGCGGGCGUGCGGCGUGAGCAGUCGGGGCUGCGACGACUCCGCGCCGGGCCAGCAGCUGGCCGUGUUUACACGCCGCGCCUGCACCCGCGCCGCCCUUGCGCCACCACCGUCACCGCCACCGCCAACGCCACUGCCACCAUCUCAGUGCCGUGUGCGCUCGCUCGUUGCAACAUAUACGACCCCUCAUUUACUAUUCAACGCUGUGAAUUUUUAACUUUGCGAACGACCGACGAUAGAGCAUGGCGUCGUGAAACAUCCGUACAGACACGGUACGCAACGCUCGCAGAGUCUCAACCGUGGGCAUUCGCUGUCGCGCUCCGAUGGCACUUGGUGACAUCACGGGACCGCGGGCAGCAUAGUGCAGUGCGCCGAGUGCGGCACGCGCACGAUGGGCAACAAGCUGUCGUCGUGCUCAUGCGCGCCCAUCCUUCGCAAGGCGUACCGCUAUGAGGACAGCCCGUGGCAGAAUUCACGCCGUCGAGAUGGACAUUUAUUGAGGCUAUGGGCAGAGGUAUUCCACGUGUCUGCAAGCGGCGCGGGCACAGUGAAGUGGCAGCAAGUAUCCGAGGACCUGGUACCAGUUAACAUCGCUUGCAUUCAGGACUCUCCAGAAUGCGUUUUUCACAUUACCGCAUACAAUUCGCAAGUCGACAAGAUCCUCGACGUACGACUAUUGCAGCCUGGCACUCGGAUUGGGCAGGCAUCUGAAUGCUUCGUGUACUGGAAAGAUCCGAUGACCAAUGACACCUGGGGCUUAAACUUCACUUCGCCCAUCGAUGCUAAACAAUUUCGAGAAUGCUGCUCACCGUCAUUCAAAUUCUCACGUAAGGCAUCUUCAAGCUACAGCCUCAAACUGGAGCCACCGGGUAACAAGCAGAAAUUUAAAGCCAAACGAAAACCACUCUCUACUCCUGCAAGUCCAAACAGAUCAAGUUUGACGUACGGUCGUGAGCCACAGUGUACGUGUAUGACUCAAGAACAAUAUGCACGAUUGAGAGCUCAAGAUCCCCGAUAUCGCUCGUCUACUCUGCCACGUACUACGACUCGUGCUAUCGAGACCGAGGCGGGCGCUGCCGGCGGCGCCACAGGCCGGACAGACAAAGUCGCCGCUGCCACCUCAUCCACAUCGCUUUACGACAACGUCACCAAUUCACAACCAGCACACCAGGCGCCGCCUAAGCCGGCCGCACGCCAAACGGAGUCCCAACCACCAAGUCGUCCUCCGAAAUCACAGGAGACUUCAACCAUGACGACAAAUACAUCCACUGCCCCCAAAACUGUUACUGCCUCAGUUGGUACACAUAAUACUAAUAUUAACGAUGACAAUCAAGCGGGUGGAGUAACUGGAAAUGCAUCUCAGCACAGUCAAGACUUGAAGUCAGAAGGGGUACAAGCUGGUGGUACACUAACAUCAACCAAGUCUUCUGCAACUUCGACAAGACCUGGAAAAGAACAUUUGCAACAUAUGCCAAAAAGUGUCGACUAUGGUGAUGGCAACGAAUCGUCACGUGAAUCAGAUCGACAUUCGACGCAUCAUCAUAACGUUAUCAACAACAACACAUCCGGUUCACGGCGCACUAAAUCUAAAAGCACUGAAGACAUGAAUAUGGAUUCCAGUACUUUGAAGCGUAUGUUAAAACCGAUGCCUUCUACCGAGAGUCCAGUGACAUCUCCCGAGAUGGGUCGCCGCAGGUACGGUGGCGCGGCUGCAUGCCCGCCAUCUUGCGGUUCGCAUGGCCACCGUCACCCGCAGCAUGCACACCAUGGACAUUAUUCACAUGUGGUCAACAACAACAGCAGUAGACAGAGUUCACAACGUCGCGGCGUGGGUGUGGGUGCUGCUCCAAGUGGAUAUCCGGGGCGCGGGCUCUACUUGGAGUUGGGUGGAGGUGAGCGGGACAUGUCACCGCCCUCGGAUAAUGUAAUGUUCGAUAAUCAAUGUUACGCCACUACGCCUUCUUCUUCCAAUGGAAACUCCGAUCAAGAGCCUUGCCAACGCAGGGAUGGCAGACAUCAUCAUGGGAAGCCCUGCUUAUCUCGACAAACUUCACAAUCAAGCGCGACCCCAGCACCUGGUUCUCCCACGUCUCGGCUUCUUCUCGAGUAUGAAAUGCAUCUGCGGAAUACUCUCGCUAAAGGCAUGGACGCUGAGAGCUACAGUCUUCAUACCUUUGAAGCAUUAUUGAGUCAAAGCAUGGAAGAUUUAGAGUACAAUGACAACAUGCCACCAUCAAAUCAACGAAGUCCCUAUCCAUCUCGGCGUCGACCGACCCAAGAAUCCAUUCUACACUCUUUGAGAAACCUUAAGGAGGCUGCAAUAAGAGCUAGAGGACCAGCAUCACAAUGCUCAGGCGGAGGCAGUAGAUCAUCAACUCUACCCUUACCACAUCGAUUGGGCGUAGAAAGACAACUUAGUGCACGAUCCGAUCGUGAUGGUUAUUACAGUGAUCGAAAUGAGCUAAUGCGAGAACGGGAAAGGGAUAGAGAACGAGGUUACUUGAGUGAUCAUAAUUCCAGGGACCGUGUUCGAGACCGAGAUCAGGGAUACUUAAGCGAUCAUCAAUCAAGUUUCGUGAGUGCAUCUCGUUGUGCGUCCUGUAUUGGUGAAUCGGCUCGUGCAGCAUGGUACCGUCAUUCGGAUGGCUGGCGUGGGGCGCCUCCGCCGGGCCCGCGGCGGUCCCCAUGGGACUCUUUACCUAGUCUCCGACACGAGGGCAGCCUUAAUGACUCCGGCUAUAGAAGCAACAGGGCUGACAGUUUCGAACAACGGGGUGUAUUUGACCGCCAAGAUAGUGUUCGGUCAGAGUACACAAGUGAUCGAGAAUCAACUCGUUAUGGUAUCGUUCAGCAAGCUUCCAUAGAUAGUACGGACUCCAGAAUUUGCUACUUAACAUCAAGCGAGAUAUCGGACGAUGAUCGCAUGUCUCUGACAACUGCGGUGUCCGACGAAGAGGAUCCUGGUGAAAGCGCGAUGAACUCGCCGUACAAGGGCAAGCAAACCGGCGCUGCUGCAGCUUCAUUCAACUGUACUGGUGCAGUCAGGAAAGCUGGUUUUCUAAGUGUGAAGAAAUGGUUACUACGAAAGAAGCAUCAAAUUGAAUUGGCCAGAAAACGAGGGUGGAAGGGCUAUUGGGUUUGCUUGAAAGGUACUACGCUACUGUUCUAUCCUUGCGAUUCGCGAGAAGGACGCUCAGUGGAAGCAGCACCAAAACAUCUCAUCAUAGUUGAUGGUGCCAUCAUGCAACCAAUACCUGAACACCCGAAACGAGACUACAUAUUCUGCCUUAGUACAGCAUUUGGGGAUGCUUAUCUCUUUCAAGCACCAUGUCAGGUGGAGCUUGAAAAUUGGGUGAAUAGUAUACACAGUGCAUGUGCUGCAGCAUUCGCGCGUCACCGUGGGAAAACGGGAACACUACACCUACUGCAAGAGGAGAUUUAUCGCCUUGAAAAAGCUAUUGAAUCCGAUCAUAAAUUGAAACACAUGGCGGAUUUGCAACAAUCAGUGGUGUCUGAUCCAGAGACCCGUGCACAACUUGCAGUUCAAAUGCUACAAUGGGAGGAGAACUUGGAACGAUUACACUGUGAACAAUUCCGUCUAAGAUGCUAUAUGGCUAGUUUACAGUCCGGUGAACUGCCUAAUCCAAAGUCACUCCUGACGCAUGUGUCUCGUGGUACGAAGAGUACACUGAAUAAACUGGGCGUAUUCACGGUGUCAUCAUUUCACGCAUUCAUAUGUGCGCGAUCACCAUCGUUACUCAACAAUCUACUAGCAGGUCGGGGUGCUACAAAGCGUAGAGCACCUAACCUCUCAAGAUCUAAUUCCGGUUCUAGUCGACGAUCUAUGCAGAUGUCACGUGACGACGGCGAAGCGGCAGUUCGAGUAUCGCUGCCAGAAGGCACAACGGCUACUGUAGGCGUUCGUGAAGGCAUGACAGUAGAAGAGUUUCUAGCAGCAGCCUGCGCACGCCGUUCCCUUAACGCGCUCGAACAUUUUGUACGCGUAAAGAAACGACGGGAUAUGGAAGAUCACAAUUACUUCGUGCCACAUCGCAGCGACCUCAUAGAAACUUAUUUACAUACACAUGAAGUAGUGGAAGUGUGUGCCAAAAUUUUAUAUCAAGUGGAGCUGCAACGUACAACUCUCGAGCAGAUGUGGGGAUUCAGCGUGGAAGCCGAGCUUAUAGAAAAUUCAGAGAGGCAGGAUGAACUCUGUUGUUACGUUAGCAGAGUCGAAGACAAGAGCGUCGCUAUGCAAAAUGGCAUAAUCAAAGGCGACGAGAUAAUGGUGAUCAACGGAGCGAUCGUAUCUGACCUAGAUAUGAUGUACUUGGAAAGUGUGUUGCAAGAGGAGCUCUCCCUCGUCAUGAUGAUGAGGUCUUCACGAACAGAGCCGCCGGAGCUGUCGGGUAUGAUGCGCGCAGCUACUGACGAUAUAAUCGAUUCAUUGGUGUGCCCACCGCCACCCAGCGAGCCGCCCGUCAUUUCCGAUGACAUGAUAUCCGGGCUCAUUGUGCCAGCUCCAGCAUGGAGUAAAGAACUGUAUAGUCCGGAUGCAGAUCCGCACGGCGGUAGCAGUGAAGCAGUCUCCAGUGGCCCUCCAAAAGUCAGUUCUCGAACCAACUCCUUCGAGAUUGAAAAUCUACUCAAGAAAUGUGGGGGUGUUCGUGGGCAGAGCGCUGAGCAAGUGACGGGAUGGUGUCGGUCGCCGGCGGAGACGCGGCGCGGCAGCCCCACGGGCAGCGUGGCGAGCGCCGCCGCCGGCACGCCGUCGCGCCACCUCUCCGACGCCGAUAAGCUCAAGAAGGUGCUGCUCGAGCUCGUCGACACUGAACGCGCAUACGUCAAGCACCUGAACAACUUACUCGAGAACUACCUGGAACCGUUGAAAAAGGAAACUUUUUUAUCAAAUGCCGAAAUAAAUGCACUAUUCGGAAACAUACAAGAAAUCGUAACAUUCCAAAGGCAGUUUCUACAAAAUUUAGAAGAAGCUCUCGAGGCAGAACCAAAUUUCCACCACUUCGAAUUUUCAAAUCAAUUUAGAAAUGUACUCUUCGCAGUUGGCAACGCUUUUCUAUUUUACGUCAAUCAUUUUAAGUUAUACAGCUCAUUUUGUGCUAGUCACAGUAAAGCACAGAAAGUUCUACAUCCAAAUGAAGGUAAUCAGGCUUUACAAGAAUUUCUGGCUGCUAGAAAUCCUAAACAACAACAUUCAUCGACUUUAGAAUCAUAUCUAAUAAAACCUAUACAACGGAUAUUAAAAUAUCCUUUAUUACUACAACAAUUAAGAAAUUUGACUGACGUUAAUUCUGAAGAGCAUCUACAUUUAGUAGAGGCUUUAAAAGGAAUGGAAAAAGUUGCUGAACACAUCAAUGAAAUGCAACGAAUACAUGAAGAAUAUGGUGCUAUAUUUGAUCACUUGUUUAGACAACACCAAAAGUCUUGCAAGCAACCUAUAGAUCUAAGUCCUGGUGAUUUGUUAUACUACGGUGGUGUAGAAUGGUUAAAUAUUUCAGACUUUUUAGGAAAAAUAAAGAAAGGACUAGAAUUACAUGCUAUGUGCUUUGUAUUUAAAUCAGCUGUUGUCUUCCUAUGCAAAGAAAGACUGAGACAGAAGAAAAAACUAAUGGGAGUAUCAUCAAAGAAUAACUCGAACGAAGUAGAAAUCAUCAGGUACCAGGUUCUAAUACCUGUCACUGAAGUACAAGUGCGUGCAUCCUCCGCAAAAGAUAUGGACAGUCACUUUUUAUGGGAACUCAUACAUCUUAGAAGUCAACUUCAAAGGCGCUCUGAGAAAGUUUACGUUUUAUCUAACAGCACGGCGGAUUUCCGCAACGCGUUCCUGAAGACGAUACGGCAGAUAAUCCGCGAGUCGGUGCGCAACAUGUCGCUGCCGAGCACGCGGCCCGCGCCGGCGCCGCCGCGCGCCCCGCACCCGCCGCACGCGCCGCACACGCUCGACCGCGACCGCGACCGCGACCGCCCCAAGCAUCAGGUUCAAGUAAUGCAAGGAUCCCAAACUCUCGGCAAAACGAAAAAGCCCAAGACUACGGGGCAAAGGUUAUCAGCUGGUAACAUAGAGGUUGGUGAUCUGUCACGAGAAAAUUCUCAGGAUACAGAAGAACCUCCACAAGAAACAACUGACGAAGAGCCAGCUUUUAGACAUCGUAGCAAGACACUAGGUGAUACCACGGAGAGUAAUGCAAAACGCGCGCCGCCGCCUCCACCACCCGACGCUGACAAGUCAGACCCAGGCUCCAAAUCCGAGGGCGAAGAUGAACAGCCGCAGCCACCUGCCAAACGAGGGUUAGGCAGAACUCCCAACCACCUCACGCUAAGUACGACGUCGACGCUGAGUGCUGGCAGUACUGGCAGUCAAGCAAGGCUUAUUCAAUCAUCCCAUCAACCAACUCAGUACCAACCCACAAUGGUUAAAGAAUUAGGUAAGCAGGAGUCUCAAUCUCUUAAGUCCUCACCUGAGAGAAAGAGUUCAUCAAUUUCUGACAAAAAAAUAAAAGUAAUUCGUUCGUGUAGCGGUAGUAGCAUUAACAGGGAUAAAUCUCCGAAUAGAUGCGGAGAUCACGUAUCCCCUGACAGAGAUCGCGUCACCAAAGUUAUUGUUUGCAAAUCUCCAAAUAAAUCUAACCUGAAACAAGUUAAAACUCUUUAUCGAUCACCAAGAGGCAGUUUUGAUCAAUCGAAAUCUCCACGAGGUUCUAUCGAUAAAUCUCGCUCUCCACAGCAAAGUUUUGAUGGGUCUAGAUCACCGCGUGGAAGUAUUAUGAAAUCACGCGAGAAUAGUAUAGAUAGAUCGAGAUCUCCUAAGCCGGUUCCCAAAAAGGGCAUAAUGCGAACGCCACAGGCGAGUUUCGAUAGAUCACCAUCAAAGUCACCAAACAUAAGUCGACGUUCAUCGAAAUGUAGUGGUGAAAAGUUAGCUCGACUUGGAACUAAUUCUUUGGAUAGAAUGACACAUUAUUCUCAGUUAGCAAAAGUAGAAGACAAAGCAAUAAAAAUGGGAAUUGUGGUUUCCAAGUCUACAGAAUCUAUCGCUAAAGCUAUUGAACAUCCCACGUGUGUUCAAUGCUACCUUUCUGGUAAAAAGCAGAGCAAAACCUCCUAGCAUAGGGGGAAGGGCAAGUCCCCCAAAUCAAGAAGAAAGUCUUUGGCUUCAAUCAAUCAAUCGCAACAAAUUCUUACAUCAUCUGAUCGUAGUAGUGUGGAAACUUUGGAUGAUGCACACGAACGUGGACGUUUCAUUACUACACGAAACUAUGAAGAACCACGAAACUAUGAAGAUAAUUCAUUUGAUCAAAUUCACGUUUAAACAUAUGAGUAAAACAGAUAAUAACACAAUUAUAUACGCGAAAAUUUACUACAUUUUAAUUUUUCACAGUCUCUGUUAAAAUUAAUAAUAUUUUCAUAGAAUGUUCGUCAUGAUAAUUAUGCCGUAAUAUCAUUUAUAAUCGGGUGUAGGUAUUGUACAAAUUAAAUUAAUUAACUCACCCUACAAUGGAAUUGAUUAGUAAAGAAUAGUAAUGAACUCUAUAAUACUUUAAGCAGUAAUAUGGUAUAAACAAAAAGUAAAGAAGUACAACACAAUAAAACAUUUCAUUGCGUUAUACUUCUUUACUUUUUGUUUAGAGUUAUCAUCUUGGUUGAAAGUAAUGUCUAUACAUCUAUUGAGCUAAUUGAAUUUAAUAAAAUCAUAGUAAAAGAAUCUUAAUACAAGUUAAUAUUAAGGUAUUAGGUUGCAGCAAGUAUAACAAUCAACAAUAUUGAUUUAUUUAAUCACAUAUUUACCCAAUAUAAAUGAUUUUUCAUUAAAAAUUUUAAUUUACAUUGACAAAAAAAGCUUCUACAGUAUAAAUAUAAAAAUUAUAUAAGUAUGUGGAUUUCUUGAUACUUAUGAUGUCAAUUGAAAACCUAUAAUUGGCAAUAUUUAUUAACUGAAUUAUAACUAUAUGAUGACAUAAUUAUGACUAGUGAAAUAUAUCAUCGAUAUUAGUGUUAACGACAAUACAUUCAAAAUUUUGAACAAUAAAUUGGCAUAAAAUCUUCUAUAUUUAUUAGAAGUUAAACCCACAUAUUUUUAUAAACUAAAUUUGCACGAUAUCAUUUAAUAUAAAAUCUAUUGAGUUAUGUGUUAUAUAUUAUAUGUUAUUUAUCGAUGUCAAUGAAAUAAUUAUUUGUUUUAUUUACUGAGCACUUUAAGUAGUUGAGCAUAAACUAUUGACUUAGGUUAUGUACAAACAAACAGAGAAUAACUAUGUAUAACUAAUUAACCUUAUAGAUGAUAUUAAACAGCUCAUUAACUAGUCAUAGGUAAAGAAAAAUAGAUUUAAAUAAAUUACUGUAGAACGAAAAUAAACUUAUUAGUGAUCUAAUAUACUUCUAUGUUAAUUUUCGUUCUCUAUAAAAGUAUCCAACUGAAUUUUAACUAUUUGAAUGUUUAUUAUCAGUGUAUAUUCAUGAAUCCUCCACAUAAAUGCUAUGAAUCAAAUCCGCUUGUAUUUGCCGAAAAUGGAAGAAAAUAUUUUAAUAUAAUUUGAUAUAUUACGCGAAAAUUUUCGAACCCAGAAAACUAAAGGAGAUGUUUCAAGAUGAGAGAUGACUCGGGAAUGUAAACACCUUGGGCCCAAUCAAUGUACACUAUCUUAAUGUAUAGAAAUUACGAAUCUCUAUGUUUGUAUAGUUUGUAUUAACUUAAACAUAACGCCCGACCGAUUUUAUUAAAAUUUGUAGAUGUGAAUUAUUUGUUUCAAUUUGAAAAAUAGGAUAGUUUUGGAUUGAAUAGAUGGCGCUGAUAAUGCUAGAUAUAGCAUGACAAAUAAAGCAUGAAUGUACACUGAAUGCCAUUGAAAUGCGAACAAAUUUGAAUGGCAAGGUAAGAAACAAUGUCAUUAAACAGUAUAAAGAAAAUGUAGAGACUAGAAUUUAGAAACGUAUAUUGCGAUGAUUUGAAUAUAUUGAAACGAUACAUGAUAACCGAGUAAAUGGAUUUAUGAGGGAAAAGUGAGGAAGCAAGUUGAUCAAGUGAGUGUUAUUUCUACUUUCAAUGACCAAAUUAGAAAUAUCGUAGAGAAAUGCCAAUUUGGAAGAAUCUACAAAUAAUAACUUUGUAUGAUGCGAUGUAUGAUUGCAGAAGAAGCUAGAGAAGUAUGUCGGAGCAAAAGUUACUGGCAGUCUAUGAUUUUAGUUUCUUUGGAGAAAUUCUCCAAAGAGAAAAGGACGUGAACUAAAAUAGAACAGAAGUAAAAAUAAAGUUUGAUUAUUUUCCUUAUUAUUGAUUUAAACGUAUGACAUGCGACGUAACGUUAUUGAUCUGAAUAAUUAAUAAAAAAAAUUUCACCAAUAUUUUAAGUUGUAAAUUAAUCUUGUUAUGUUUUCCCCGUACUGUUCGUUUCUAUUUUUUUAUUCCUCUUAAAUACCGACAUUUACUGUGCCCAAUAUGAAACAUCUGCUUUUAAAUUUUCACGUUAAUUUCUAUAUGGAUCAUUAUAAAAGCUUUCUGUAAAUAGAUAUAUUCUGUGCUUUCAGUUAUUUCUACCUGUCAACUAAUAUUACAAAAUCUAUUAUAUUUAUAAGUAUUUUCUUUCAUUAACAAUAAGUAUUAAUUCACCCUAGUUCAAAUAUGGUAUACGUGAAAUCAGAAAUAUUUUUAUUUCCACCUUUAUACAAAAUUGCAAUAAGCUAAUUAAUUUCACAACUUUUGAAGUAAUAAAAUAUUGCGAUCAAGUACUACUAAGUAUCUACUAUGUAUUGUAUUUAAAUAUAAUUUUAUUGUAUAUUACAUACUAUUACUCAAACUUAAUUUUAGAUGUAAUCUUAGUGCUAAGUUGUUAUAUAAUAAUGGCUGUGGAAUCGUACUGAUGAUAAUCCUAAAUCACUUUGGUCAUAAUGUCUCUCUUAAUAAUUUUCAUUCGACUAUAUUAAUGUGCGUUGUAUCCCGAUAAAUUAAUACAAUUAUUAUUACGUAGACGACCAUGGAUUUGUAGUAUGUAAUCAUUAAUUAAGUCUUCCAUUUCGAAAUACCUGUAUUUAAUAAUAAUUAAUUUACUCUUGCAUUUAUUUAUGUACCUGCUCAAUUUAGGUUUAAGUUCGAUCUGUUACUGUAAAUCGCGAUUGCCAUAAUAUAUAUUCACGUAAAUAUAUUGUAAUGUAGUAUAUAUAAAUCAAUAUUUCUUCUUGUUUUCUGAUUGGUAAAGCUAAAACUAAACAUCAAAUGAUUAUUUUAUAUAAUUAGAGUAAUACCAGUGUUCUAAUUAAAUCAAAUAAUAACUAUUUACGUAACAAAAAUUGCAAAUAUGCAAAACAAUAGUUUUUUUUAAAUGCUGUAUUAUUCUUUUAGACCAAUUACAAUUUGUGACAAAUUAUUACAUAAUAUAAAGAAACGUCACUUAACAUUAUUUGGCAACUUUACCACAUGUUCCUGCAUAAAUGUUAAUAGUGUAAACAUUCUCACAGUGGCGUUAUAAUUACAUGGACAGAAAUUAAAUAAAGUGAAGAUGUAUCUCGAUUUAAUCAUAACGGACUACAACGUAAAAGUUUAAAUAAAAAAUUACAUUAUAUAACAAAAUAGUAGUACAUAAUCUCUAAAUGCAUGUUGCUAUAAACAAUAAUAAAUAGGUGAAUGUAAUGUACUAAUCGUUUAAUAAUAAAUAGGCUAACCGAAAAUACACUAAAAUAUACAUGAUAUCAGCAAACUUAUAUCUCAUAAAUUAAGUAGCAAAAUAUGUAUUACUCUUCUAUCACGUAGCGCUUCUAUAACUAUGCACCGAUUCUCUAUUGACUUAGAUUAUGCACGUAUGGACCGAAAAUAAACGAUGGAUAAUUAAAGAUAAACAGAAGCUAUCAUCGAUUAACGACUGGCGCACCUUACACGUAGCUCGUAGAGUAAUCAUCUAUACAUACGUAUAUACUUAGGUAUACAUGUAUGCAGCAAAUAAAAUAAGACUAGGUAGAUAGAGUAUACGACAAGAGACUUAGCAAUUUCGCUAUCAUUUGAAUGUUCGAUGACAAUGUUGACCGGCGUAGAUCCGCGAUUCCUCCAACGACAUACUUAUCCUUUAUCCUCCAAGUAUUAAGCACCUUCCAUUUAUGUCCGGACGGGCGCCCGGUUCGUACGAUUUCUACGAGGGCAUGAACCUACGAUAACAUUCAUCAAACAUUCAACUCUUUGAUACCGCGAAAUCUUUGUGAUCGGUAAAAUUGCAUUCCAAAUUUGCUCGGUGCACACUCGCCACCCGGCGACAUGAAUUGUUUAUAAAGAGUUCGGUGUUUGGUGUG
Messenger RNA from Galleria mellonella (greater wax moth), 11861 nucleotides. RefSeq names its product protein still life, isoform SIF type 1 (gene sif). Gene Ontology annotation, biological process: positive regulation of axonogenesis; small GTPase-mediated signal transduction; activation of GTPase activity. The transcript is spliced from 43 exons. The record is from RefSeq and is a predicted model, not a curated record. Gene Ontology annotation, cellular component: synapse; membrane. Bases 964 to 7695 code for a protein of 2243 amino acids. NCBI's taxonomy places the organism in Eukaryota, Metazoa, Arthropoda, Insecta, Lepidoptera, Pyralidae. Gene Ontology annotation, molecular function: protein binding; guanyl-nucleotide exchange factor activity.